AUAAACAAACAAAUAAAUUAUACUCUUUACCCGCUACUAUAUAUCUAGAUUAUAUUAUCUACUCGUCUCGUCCUAUGUAAACCGAAGAAAUUUUGAGACCGACAGCAAAUUUAGUUUCAUAAUUUUAACAGAAUUCAAAUGGCUGGAACACACGUGGGAGUGAUAUGAAGGUUCAACUUCAUUUUGCGUAAUUUUGUUCUAGCAAAUAUUCUCUUUGGUCUUAUUGAGAUGUAUGUUACAGCUGAAGUUGCAGACGUUGAUGACAUGGGUUAUUCAAUGAGUAGAUUGGAGUUAGAGCCUGAUGUCUGUGAUGGUGAGAAAAUCAUCCCAGAAGUCAGUAGCAGUCAAAGAUCCACCAGACCAUUAAAUGUUCUAGACCAUGAGAUAGCCCAGAUUACAAAGUUAAGAUCAGGACCUCAUGAGUUGCUAAGCCAUGUUGAACCUGGGAGGAGGGAGCAGCAAGUGUCCACAGUAAAGAUGCUGGCACGUCGAGAAGGUAAUUAUUCCGGAAGAGGAAGGUUCUCAUCUGCAGAUUGUUGUCAUGUUUUAAGCAGAUAUUUGCCAGUUAAUGGUCCAUGGCUUGUUGACCAAAUGAAUUCCCGGGCAUAUGUCUCUCAGUUUUCUGCAGAUGGUUCUCUUUUUGUAGCUGGAUUCCAGGGAAGUAAUAUUAGAGUAUACAACGUGGACAAAGGCUGGAAAGUGCAGAAAAACAUUGUUGCCAAAAGUUUGCGAUGGACUAUUACUGAUACAUCUCUUUCCUCAGAUCAACGUCAUCUGGUUUAUGCCAGCAUGUCACCUAUUGUCCAUAUUGUUAACGUGGGGUCUGCUGAAACAGAGUCACUAGCAAACGUUACUGAAAUACAUGAAGGUUUGGAUUUUUCCGCUGAUGAUGACGGAGGUUAUUCAUUUGGUAUUUUUUCUGUGAAAUUUUCGACUGAUGGAAGAGAACUUGUUGCUGGAAGUAGUGAUGAUUCCAUUUACGUUUACGAUCUUAAUGCAAAUAAGCAAUCCCUUCGGAUUCGGGCACACUCGUCAGACGUGAACACUGUAUGUUUUGCUGAUGAAAGUGGUCAUCUUAUAUAUUCAGGGAGUGACGAUGCUCUCUGUAAGGUCUGGGACAGGCGUUGCUUUAAUGCUAACGGGAAACCAGCAGGGGUCUUGACAGGACACCUGGAAGGUAUUACCUUCAUCGACAGUAGGGGAGAUGGUCGUUAUCUCAUUUCAAAUGGUAAAGAUCAGGCCAUUAAACUUUGGGAUAUCAGGGGAAUGUCCUCUAAUUCUACUAUUAGCAAUCCAGCGUAUAGGAAUUAUGAAUGGGACUACAGAUGGAUGGACUAUCCACCCCAAGCAAAGGAUGUAAAACACCCGUGUGAUCAAUCAAUCUUUACGUAUAGAGGUCAUUCAGUCCUGCGUACACUUAUCCGCUGCUACUUCUCACCAGCAUAUAGCACUGGUCAGAAGUACAUCUACACAGGAUCUCACAAUUCCUGCGUUUUUAUAUAUGAUUUGGUAACUGGAGCACAAGUUGCGACGCUCAAGCAUCACAAGUCACCCGUACGAGAUUGUAGUUGGCACCCUUAUUACCCUAUGCUGGUAAGCUCUUCUUGGGAUGGAGAUGUCGUCAAAUGGGAAUUCCCUGGUAACGGAGAAACUCCUUCGCCGUUGAGCAAGAAAAGAGUUCGGAGGAGAUAUUUCCUUUAAGAAGACAGGCAGGGUAUGGUGUUAAAGGUGCGAAUCUUGAAUCUUUCUUCAGGAUAAUAUAAGAACGGGAGAUUAUUAGUUGUAGUAGUUCAAGUUGUUUAAAUGAUCAGUAAGGCUUGGUUGCUGGAAUUUAAGAACAGUUUAUUAAAUGUUUAUGCCUUGUACAUAAAUAAUCACUUAAUGCAACAAUCGGUAUCGUGCUUCACGUUGUAGUAAAUUCAUAAAUAAAUGCAUCAGAUAAAAGAAGAUUUCUGCUA
Messenger RNA from Humulus lupulus (European hop), 1958 nucleotides. Its product is annotated as LEC14B protein. Lineage: Eukaryota; Viridiplantae; Streptophyta; Magnoliopsida; Rosales; Cannabaceae. Gene Ontology annotation, biological process: proteasome-mediated ubiquitin-dependent protein catabolic process. Gene Ontology annotation, cellular component: Cul4-RING E3 ubiquitin ligase complex. The record is from RefSeq and is a predicted model, not a curated record. Gene Ontology annotation, molecular function: protein binding. Bases 229 to 1701 code for a protein of 490 amino acids. The transcript is spliced from 10 exons.